This is a messenger RNA of Syngnathoides biaculeatus (alligator pipefish), 3914 nucleotides long. It is a transcript of the gene rbpjb, whose product is annotated as recombination signal binding protein for immunoglobulin kappa J region b. The transcript is spliced from 11 exons. The record is from RefSeq and is a predicted model, not a curated record. Bases 19 to 1575 code for a protein of 518 amino acids. Gene Ontology annotation, molecular function: DNA-binding transcription activator activity, RNA polymerase II-specific; RNA polymerase II cis-regulatory region sequence-specific DNA binding. Gene Ontology annotation, cellular component: MAML1-RBP-Jkappa- ICN1 complex; nucleus. Lineage: Eukaryota; Metazoa; Chordata; Actinopteri; Syngnathiformes; Syngnathidae. Gene Ontology annotation, biological process: Notch signaling pathway; regulation of transcription by RNA polymerase II.
CAUGGUCCCGCCCCCACAAUGAGUUCCUGCGGCCGUGACUCUGAAGCUCGGCCUGGCGAAGAUCCACAUCCAUUUUCAAGCUUUUCCAGGCCUUCCCUGCACGUCAGAAACACGAGUCACGUCAAAGCCAAAAGGAAGUUUGGGGAGCGCCCUCAGCCACAGCGCCUAACCAGAGAAGCCAUGAGGAAUUACCUAAAGGAGCGAGGGGACCAAACUGUCAUGAUCCUGCACGCAAAGGUCGCACAGAAAUCCUACGGCAACGAGAAAAGGUUCUUCUGCCCUCCCCCCUGCGUGUACCUGAUGGGCAGCGGCUGGAAAAAAAAGAAGGAGCAGAUGGAGCGGGACGGCUGCUCCGAGCAGGAGUCGCAGCCGUGCGCCUUCAUCGGCAUCGGCAACAGCGACCAGGAAAUGCAGCAGCUUAAUUUAGAGGGGAAGAACUAUUGCACUGCCAAAACCUUGUACAUAUCGGACUCCGACAAGAGAAAGCACUUCAUGUUGUCUGUCAAGAUGUUCUACGGCAACAGCGCCGACAUCGGUGUCUUCCUCAGCAAGAGGAUCAAGGUCAUCUCCAAGCCCUCCAAAAAGAAACAGUCCCUGAAAAACGCCGACUUAUGCAUCGCGUCCGGCACCAAGGUGGCGCUGUUCAAUCGUCUGCGCUCCCAAACAGUCAGCACACGCUAUCUCCAUGUCGAGGGGGGCAACUUCCACGCCAGCUCCCAACAAUGGGGAGCCUUCUACAUCCAUUUGUUGGAUGACGAGGAGUCAGAGGGUGAGGAGUUCACCGUGAGAGACGGUUACAUCCACUACGGCCAGACGGUCAAGCUAGUGUGUUCGGUCACCGGCAUGGCGCUGCCCAGACUGAUAAUUCGUAAGGUGGAUAAGCAGACGGCGCUGCUGGACGCCGACGAUCCGGUAUCCCAGCUCCACAAGUGUGCCUUCUACCUGAAGGACACCGAGCGCAUGUACCUGUGCCUCUCGCAAGAAAGGAUCAUCCAGUUUCAAGCCACACCGUGCCCAAAGGAACCAAACAAGGAGAUGAUCAACGACGGCGCCUCCUGGACAAUCAUCAGCACGGACAAGGCCGAGUACACUUUCUACGAGGGCAUGGGCCCGGUCCAGUCGCCUGUCACCCCCGUGCCUGUGGUCGAGAGCCUACAGCUCAACGGCGGCGGAGACGUCGCCAUGCUGGAGCUGACGGGACAGAACUUCACUCCGAACCUGCGAGUGUGGUUCGGAGACGUCGAGGCUGAGACCAUGUACAGGUGCGCAGAGAGCAUGCUGUGCGUAGUGCCCGACAUCUCGGCCUUCCGCGAAGGCUGGCGCUGGGUGCGGCAGCCCGUCCAGGUCCCGGUCACGCUGGUAAGAAACGACGGCCUCAUCUACUCCACCUCACUGACCUUCACCUACACUCCCGAACCCGGGCCGCGGCCGCACUGCAACGCCGCCGGCGCCAUCCUGCGAGCCGGCAACUCCGGCCUGCUGGGCAACAGCGGCGCCCCCGAAGCGGGACCCGGCGUCUACGGUCCCGGAACGGGCGUGACGUCCUCGUCGGCCGCCGCCGCUGUGGUCUCCUAACGCUCAAUCCGCAAACUAGGAUACCGCCAGGGAGAGAACAAUUUUGGAAUACUUCAACAAAAUACACACACACACACACACACAGAAAAAAAAAGUUCUGUGUUUCAGUUAUGGAUAUGUGGAAAUGAAAAAUUCAUUGUGCGAGAAAAAGGAAGAAAUGUGGGGGGAAAUCUGAAGGAGCGAUGUCACAAAGCUGCCCUCGUGACAGGACUGGGCAAAACGUGGUCUCCUCUCGCCCCCCCAGCCCCCCACGCCGGGAUCCGUUCCUGCUGUUCGGGAAAGUUGCCGCUUCCCGCUCCAGGUUCCUGUUCCCGUUUUGCACUGCCCUCCAGAUGCUUCCUAAUCCCAAGUAUUCCUCCUGCGUCGGCUGUGCUCUGGAGAUGUGUUGUUGGGGGCGGCGCGCGGACGCCGACGUGACGUUAACGUAGUUUUUUUUGUUGUUGUUGUUUUUGUUUUUUUUUUUCUGGACCAAGGAUCUUGUAUAAGCUUUAGUAAAGGUACACUUUUCUCCAUACCUUUUUUUUAUAUAAAACAUAUUGUACACUUUUGUUACCAAAUAGUUUGUAUUCCUGCUAUGAACUUGUGCCCCCCUCCCAACCUGUCCUUUUCCCACUUUCUUCUGCCGGAAGGGGGAGAAUCUAAAAGUCUGUGUGCGUGCGUGCGUGCGUGCGUGUCAGGGGAACCACCUCAAGAGGGCCUAUUUUUUAUUCUUCUUGGUUUUUAUGAAGUCUUUGAAAGAAAAGCUUUAAGCAACGCCUUUGCCUUGCCUGCAAUACAUGCGCCAUGUCUCCUUUUUGGAUUCCCACUCAUCACUGGAGCAUUUUUUUUUUUUUCCUUCUUCCCAACGCACUCGUACAACUCUGGAAAAAUCGAGUCUGAGUCCUGUGUUCGAGACCCGUGUGUGGAUACAGUCCAUAUCAUGUGGCUCACGUGGACGCGUCUUCCAAGUGACAGUGACAAAAAAAGACACUUAUUCAAUUCAAUGUGGCCUUACUAACAUGUUACAAUGACAGGAGGGGGAAAAAAAAAAAAAAACGCUUCUGCUCACCUUCAUGUCCAGUUUCUGUCGGUACUGUCACACGAGAGCCUUUGGGUUUUUUUUUUUUUUUUUUUUUGGAAAAUCCAUCAAGUGUUUGCACUCACGGAGCAUAUCAAGGCCUUCUUUGUGUGUUGUUGAAGUUUUCCUAACAGCAAUAUUGUACAGCUCGCGAGCACCACGACUUCACCAGCCAGCCCGUAAAUACCGCGUGCGCGUCGUUUUGAAAAGAAACGUCGUCGUUGGACACACUCCAUCGACUCUCCAAAUAGUCCGAAAAGGAAGAGGAAGCGGGGAGGUACGUGUGACCUCACCGUACCGCUGCAAAGUUGAAUGUGUGCUGAAUGAAGUUGAAAGGAGAGAAAAAGAUUAAAAAAAAAAAAAAGAAAUUAAGUUAUGCCACCCUCAUCAUGAAAUGUUGAAUAUUUUAAUAUUUUAAAUUAUUGGAAGAAAGUUCCCCCUCAUGUCAAAAAAAAAAGUGCAUUAUCGCCUGUGCUGCCUCGAUGGGCCUGGGAUUUUUUUUUUUUUUUUUUAAUUCUUCUUCUGGUGAUGAUAAGGAAACGUCUGCAUUUGUCAAGCAACGAAGCAAAGUGUAGCGACACAAAUUCCCUUUAGCGGCCAGGUCCGGCCCUCCUCUGCCCUCCGCUGGUAUUUUUGGCUUUUGUUUACACGUGGACCCUCAUUUUCUUCCCCAUCUGGCGCCUUCCUCGUCCGACGAGUACAGCCGCUCAAACUCUGAGCCGCUCUGUGUUUGAAAGGGACUUUGCCGAGGGCUACAAAAACAUGUUACAUGCCUUCUUAACGCGAUCCCUUUUUUGUUUUGUUUUUUAAUUUUCUCUUCUGGAAGCAGCUUUUUUGUUUUUUUUUCCCGAGGUUAUAAUGAGCGCCGAACAAUGUAUGUAAGCUCUUAAAAAUGCCAAAUGUCUGAUCGUGUAGGUCUUUUUUUUUUCAUGCACUGCACAGUGAGAGGCAGCUUUAAACAUGAAACAAACAAAAUAAAAAAAAAAGUCGCGCUCAGUCUUACUCCAAGGUCCCAUGCCAUCAUCCCCCCCCCACCGGCCCCCAAUCCUUGUCCUUUUAUCACAUUUGCCUGAACAUUUGGAUUGAAAAUGCCCAGAGUUCCCUUAACAAUGAUAUAUAUUUUACACAAUUAUUUGGUGUGGAAAGUCGCUUUGCUUUGCUCUGCUCGGUUCUUGGCGGGAAGAUGUCACGUUGGGAUUGUUGGCACGUGAGCCGCUGAAUGAAAAUUUAAAGGACGUUUUGACGCCCAACACCCCACCCCACCCCCGGUCACCCACCCCAA